This is a messenger RNA of Charadrius vociferus (killdeer), 846 nucleotides long. RefSeq names its product CD72 molecule (gene CD72). Lineage: Eukaryota; Metazoa; Chordata; Aves; Charadriiformes; Charadriidae. Gene Ontology annotation, molecular function: transmembrane signaling receptor activity. Bases 1 to 846 code for a protein of 281 amino acids. The record is from RefSeq and is a predicted model, not a curated record. Gene Ontology annotation, cellular component: plasma membrane. The transcript is spliced from 7 exons.
AUGGCCCAGAGCGUGGUUUAUGCUGACCUGAGGUUCACCAAGGUGAUGGAGGUCCGGAGCAUGGCCAGCCAGGCGCUGGAGGCAGCCCUCGGCAUGGAUGAGGCGGAGAGCCCCUACGAGAACACGCAGCCAGCACCGGCAGGGCAGGAUGGGGACGGGGACGGGGCCCAGGCUAGCCCAGGAUGCUGGUCUUGGCAGUGGGGCCUCCGUAUGGGGCUGCUGGCAACCUGCCUGCUGCUGCUGGUGGCCACUGUGGGCCUGGGGGCUUGCUGUGACCUCAAUGCCGAGCUGAGGCGCGUCACGGGGGUCCUGGGGAAGAUGGAGAAGGAGAUGCAGGAGGUGCAGGGGAAGCUCAACACCAGCGAGAGCACUGUGGCCAUCCUGCGCUCCUGCACGGCUAUAGAUUGCUGCCCUUCGGGCUGGCUGCUGUACAGGGGCAAGUGCCUCUUUAUCUCGUCGGAGAAGAAGACCUGGGAGGACAGCAGAGAUGAGUGUGAGAAGAAGUAUUCUCAGCUCCUGGUCACCAAAUCCUGGAGUCGCUGGACUGUGCCGACCUUCCUGAAGAAUGCGGACAUCCCCUACUGGAUUGGGCUGCAGAAGAGCAGCUUCCCCUGGUACGACUAUGGCUGGCUGGAGGAAGGGGACCCGGAUGGUGAAGGAGUCUCGGAUGCCUGGUUCUGGGUGGACGGCUCCCUUUAUGAAAGGCCGUGGCAGUCGAAGUCGAAUGGGUCCUGUGCCAUAAUAAGCCGCGGGAACAUCAAACCUGCCCAGUGCGCCGGUCCUGAUGACCUGCACUUCUGGAUCUGCGAGAAGGUGGCGGGGCCGAGCUCCCCUUUCAUACCAUGA